AGGGUUGUCAGAAGAGCAAAGUAGGAAUGCUGACCCGAUGUACAGCACCGCUCAGUUUAAGUUUUCGGCCUUCUCUGUUUGGUCAUUGGCUGCUCACAUCAUUUUUCAUUUUAUUUCAGUUUGCUCGGGGCGAGCUACAGAAGUCAUGCAUGCGGACUGCAAUGAACAAGGUGAGCGAGAGCUGUCGGCUGGCGUGCCAGUGUAGACCCUACCCUCCUUUACCUCCCCCGCCUCCACCACCACCGCUCCCCAGGCUUAUCGUCCACCGCGAUUCACUUCUUCCUCUUGUGGAGUCCUGGUGGAAGGAGAUGGUGGUGCUGGGGACAGUGGGUUGUGCCUCAGUGGUAUUCCUUCUCCUGACAGCCGUCAUCGGCUAUAAAGCCAUAAAGAGGAAACCACUGCGAAAGGAGGAGAAUGGGACAAGGGAAUAUGCCAUGAGUUCCCGCAUCAUGAAGACGGUGGACACCAAUAACACUGGAGUGUAGGAGGCCUACAGACAGGAAGAGGAAGUGAUGCAAGCUGCUCCGCUUCAGAAACAGCCCCCUCCUCCCUGCAGUGUGGGGGGCAGGGGAACGGGGUGUUAUAAACUUAAUAAAUACACCUGUAAUUCAUGCUCUUGGGAAACAGAAAGGAGCGAUAGGAGUAAUGGAAAGAAAGUUAAUUUUGGAGAAAGUCAAAGCAGGCUUUCUCUGGCACCACCUUGUUGUGCAAGACUCCAGGUGUACCGUGGACAUGCUGACAGCAAGCAGCCCCGAGGAGGGAACUGUUGGCCCUUGUGACUUUGCUUGGAGUGUACAGGAACAAUAAAUCACAACAACAAGCAGUCGCUUGCACUUUUUGUUCCCCUCUCUCUUUAUUUCUCUGUCUCUCUCUCUCUCACAGUUGUUUUCUCUCCUCAUAUGCAGCUCCCUCCACCCAGUAAACUUAAAUUUUGAAAAUAAAGUUGUUUUAACUUUGCAGUAUGCAUAGCCAUGUUGUAAGGAGUUGACUGCUGUUGUCCUCUGUGCAAUCUCACAAGUAUAAUGAGUUGUGGUUAAACAACUGGAAGGGAGAAGGUUAGUCUUUCAGGUGUAGUCUGGCCAUGCGCUUAAUUUAUUUUAUUUUAUUUAUUUGUAUUGUUCCGUUUAUUAUUUAAUUUUUAUAGUUUUAUUUUUUGGAGUUGGACCAAAGGAGGAACUUGCAUGACCACAAUAUAUGGUACAUUCAUAUCACAUAUAUGACAACAUAUUGUCGGUUAGAGAACUGCAUUGUUGGUCAAAAAUCAUAGCCCCUAUGAUGGAGAUGUAAUGAAAUACCCUUAAUUGUAUUCAGGCAGUUACUAUUCAUUUCCAGUGCAUUUUGUUUCUCUUAAAAUGGAGAUGGUGAGAAAGCCUGAGAGUUUCCAUCUGAUUCAUUGUAUUUGAAUGUUUAAUCUUAAUAAGGUGUUGGUUUAUAACACCUGUGACAGCCUCAGUUAUCUCUUAUCUCUUACCACACAUAAAUGAAGAAACAGCACUUAAAUAUUAAAACUGAUAAAGUAAUGAAUUACUGUAAUUAAAGGUCCUGUUCCCUGCAGUUGAUGCAUGUGCGAUAGAACAUUCUGGCUUUGUUUUCAGUAAAUUAUAUGAGAUCAAUGUGCCAUCGGUGGCAAAUACAGUAAUGCAAUUCUUUUUUUAUAAUUAAUAAAACAAAUUCUGGACAUGAGUAGAGGUUUGGCUGGAGAGAAAUGUAAUGUCCUGCAUUGUAUCUUCAACAAUUGGGAUAUAUUGUACUGAUUUUUAUUUGGAAAACAUGCCAUCCCUGUUCAUUGGCUAGGGCAAAAUGACUCUCGUGACUGCAUAUUCUCCUCAGACUAAUAUUUACUAUCAUCCAAGAUGCCCCCUUUUGCCUUUACAUAAAGAGGGGACUUUUGUGACAGGCUUGUCAACAGUAUAUGGUUAGCUGAAAUAACAAGCAUAGACCUUGCAUUGUGCCAUUCAACUUACAGAUACAGAUAGAUAGAUGCCUGCCAAGUAACCUAUCAUACAUCUGUAAUAUAAUGUACAAAGGAUUAAACUAAAAAUGUACAAAUAAUGCAUGAAUGUCAAUACUAAUACUAGAUAUCUGCCUUCUUUAUCAUCUACUACAUGUACAGAAUAAAGAAAUAUCUUUAUAGGGAAAUAUAUUUAAAAGGCUAUUAAUCAGCUAUGAAUAAAUGUUGUCAUGUGUCUGGAAGAAGCCAUUCAUGUAUAUUGGGUAAUUAGAGGUUGUUGCAUAAUGUAUGCAUUACAUUAGCAACAUUACUCAGUGAGCGCUUUAUUAGGUAUUUAUUUAGACUUAUUUUUUAGACUUAUUGGUCUUCUGCUGCUGUAGCCUAUCCACUUUGAGGUUUGAUGUGUUGUGUGUUCAGAGAUGCUCUUCUGCGCACCACUGUUGUAAUGUGUGAUUUGCGAUAUUGUCCCCUUCCUGUCAGUUUCAACCAGUCUGGCCCUUCUCCUCUGACCACUCUCAUUACCAAUGUGUUUUUGCCCACAUAACUUCUGCUCACUGUUUUUUUCACGCCAUUCUCUGCAAACUGUAGAGACUGUUGUGUGUGAGAAUCCCAGGAGUUCAGCAGUUUCUCAAACCACCCUGUCUGACACCAACAAACCUUCCAUGGUCAAAGUCACUGAGACAACAUCUCUUCCCCAUUCUGACAUUUGGUAAUGAAAAACAGCUGAACCUCUUGACCAUGUCUCCAUACUUUUAUGCAUUUAGUUGCUGCCACAUGAUUAGCUGAUUCAAUAUUUGAAUUAAUAAGCUGGUGUACAGGUCUACCUAAUAAAGUGGUCACUGAGUGUAUAUUGUGCACUGUAAACAUUUAAU
Conger conger (European conger) is the source of this 2823-nucleotide messenger RNA. RefSeq names its product proline-rich membrane anchor 1-like. The record is from RefSeq and is a predicted model, not a curated record. The transcript has 4 exons. Lineage: Eukaryota; Metazoa; Chordata; Actinopteri; Anguilliformes; Congridae. The coding region runs from base 27 to 485 and encodes 152 amino acids.